Molecule: messenger RNA, 1021 nt
Organism: Colletotrichum phormii
Lineage: Eukaryota; Fungi; Ascomycota; Sordariomycetes; Glomerellales; Glomerellaceae
Exons: 1
Coding region: 342-746 (134 amino acids)
Source: RefSeq, a predicted model, not a curated record
CGCCACCGGCCGUGAGAAGAAGCAGUGGCAAGAGAGCGCCUAAGCCGCGGGCGGCUGCGGCGAGUCGACGUCCGAGUCAGCCUCCGAGGAGACCAGAGAGGAAUAACAACAAUGUUGCUGUCAGCAAGGACCUCCAGGGUGAGGUGCUGGAGGUGGGGCCGGAAGAAGCACCGGGCGCCAGAUCCUCCGAUGUUGAACAAGUCACCGACCUCACUGUCGAUGGAGCUGUUGUUCGGCGCAAAGCGUCUCGACAACAUGUACUGUCCCCAAGAGACCCUGUCAACCCAUACGAUGACCCGAAAUACUUCAGCCCACUAACCGUCAGAGGCAAGGAUGGAGUUAUGCGGCCGAUUUUCAAAUUCUACCCGCACCCGCCAACAGUCGAAGAACAGUGGGCAGAAUACAAGUACGGUCUCCACGGCCAGCAGCCAGUUGAAUUGCUAGAGAAGAUGUACCGGGCAAAGUGGCGGAACGGCACAUAUGGGCGUUCGUGGUUCACUCGCCGAAAGGCCUUCUGGGACAAGAUGAAGGGGCUGCUGAAUCGAGGUAAUACGGAAGAGGAAGCGCUGGCUGUGCUGAGAGACCUCGGAAGUGGAAGCGUGCCGACUGCGGUUGCCAUUUUGUGCAAAGAACGUGGGGAGGGAACACGCCCAGGGAGACGAAAGUCUCGGGGCCAGUCAGUCUACUCGGUAUGCGGUAGUAAGCAUUCGCGGGAUGAAAGCUCUAGCGACGAAGAGAGUAGUUAGUAGCAAUGAAUCAGACGACGAAACCCUGAGACCCAUCCGGUACAAUCCGUCAAGGCUACGGAAACGACUUGUGGUGUCCAUGGACAGAGUCAAUGGUAGCGAUGAAACUGAGUCGACGCUAUACUCUGGGCAAGAGGCUGAUGGGUUGUGGGAACCUAGGUCGACUGAUUGAGUUGUGUAUUGAUCGUCAAGGUCGCGAGAGUGCCGACCAAUCCUACCGAGGUUGUAUGCUCGCAAGAUUGACCAGCUUCAACACGAAGUCGUGAUAAGCGGGC